Ficedula albicollis (Collared flycatcher) is the source of this 1417-nucleotide messenger RNA. RefSeq names its product lin-7 homolog C, crumbs cell polarity complex component (gene LIN7C). NCBI's taxonomy places the organism in Eukaryota, Metazoa, Chordata, Aves, Passeriformes, Muscicapidae. Gene Ontology annotation, biological process: maintenance of epithelial cell apical/basal polarity; protein localization to basolateral plasma membrane; neurotransmitter secretion. The record is from RefSeq and is a predicted model, not a curated record. Gene Ontology annotation, cellular component: MPP7-DLG1-LIN7 complex; synapse; cell-cell junction. The coding region runs from base 1 to 576 and encodes 191 amino acids. The transcript has 5 exons. Gene Ontology annotation, molecular function: L27 domain binding.
AUGGACCUUAUUUACAGAAACAUCUGCAGAGCAAUUGAAUUGCUGGAGAAAUUACAGAGAAGUGGAGAAGUGCCACCACAAAAGCUACAGGCAUUGCAAAGGGUGCUUCAAAGUGAAUUCUGCAAUGCUGUAAGAGAGGUGUACGAACACGUAUAUGAAACUGUGGAUAUCAGCAGUAGCCCAGAAGUUAGAGCUAAUGCAACAGCAAAGGCCACGGUAGCUGCAUUUGCUGCUAGUGAAGGUCAUUCUCAUCCCAGAGUGGUUGAACUACCCAAAACUGAAGAAGGUCUUGGCUUCAACAUUAUGGGAGGCAAAGAGCAAAAUUCUCCAAUUUAUAUCUCUCGAAUUAUCCCUGGAGGUAUAGCUGACAGACAUGGAGGCCUGAAACGUGGAGACCAGCUGCUUUCUGUAAACGGAGUGAGUGUUGAAGGGGAGCACCAUGAGAAGGCAGUGGAACUGCUGAAGGCAGCUCAAGGAAAGGUUAAGUUAGUUGUGCGAUACACACCGAAAGUCCUCGAAGAAAUGGAGUCCAGGUUUGAAAAAAUGAGAUCGGCAAAGCGAAGGCAGCAAAAUUAACACUGCGUGCAAUAACUUAAAGCAAAAAUAUAUAUUGCUUUUACCUUUUAUAGUUUCUUUGUGACUCAGUUGAUCCAAUGCCUGUCAUAAGACCCUGUCCUUUUCAUAGAAUCGUGGAACAAUUGAGGUUGGAGGGACUAGAUGUAGUUCAUUCCCCGUUACCCAGCUCAGAGGGGGGCCAGCUAGAGCCGGUGUCUCAGGAGUGUGACAAGCUGGCUUAUUAGACAUCUCUAAGGAUGGAGACUCCAGAAGAUGAUCUCUGGACAGUCUGUUGUAGUGUUUUCCUCUCCUUUACACUAUGAAGAUCCAUUUCUAUGUUUAAGUAGAGCUUCUGGUAUUUCUACUUGUGCCCACUUCUCUUGUCCAGUCACUAGAUCUACUGGGAGGAGUUAGGCUCUUCCUUUAUUCCUCCCUUUCAGGCAUUUACACAGGUUGGUAAGAUCACCUGAGCCUUCUCUUCUCCAGGGGAGAGAGACAAUCCCAGUUCUUCCAACUUCUCCUUGUCUGUAAGAUACUCCAAUCACUUAAUCACCUCUGUGGCCCUUAACUGCAUUCACUCUUGUAUGCCCAUUUCUGUAUUGGACUGGGGCUAAAACUGGACCCAGCACUUGAGUUGGAAUCCCCUCCCUCAGCUUGCUGGCAGUGCUCUUUUCAGUGUAGAACAGGAGAUUUGGGCUUCUUUGCUGCAAGGGCACGUGGUGGCUCAUGGCUUGUGCUGUUCUCUGCAAGGCUGCUUUGCAGCUGCUCAGUCCCCCAGUCUGUACUGGAGGAUGAGGUUUUUUCCCCCCCACUGUAGGACUUUGCACUUUUCUUUGCUGAAUUUCUUGAGAGUCUUGUUUGC